Colletotrichum truncatum is the source of this 702-nucleotide messenger RNA. RefSeq names its product ribosomal protein L7Ae/L30e/S12e/Gadd45. Gene Ontology annotation, cellular component: nucleolus; ribonucleoprotein complex. Gene Ontology annotation, biological process: ribosome biogenesis. Gene Ontology annotation, molecular function: RNA binding. NCBI's taxonomy places the organism in Eukaryota, Fungi, Ascomycota, Sordariomycetes, Glomerellales, Glomerellaceae. The record is from RefSeq and is a predicted model, not a curated record.
AUGGCCGCCGAGAAGCCUGACAAGAAGGAGAAGAAGGACAAGAAGCGCUCCGUGUCCGACGGUGCCAUCUCCAAGUCCAAGAAAGACAAGAAGGAUAAGAAGGAUAAGAAGGAGAAGCUCGAGCGCGCCCUCGAUGAGCACCUUCAGGCUGACGUCGCUGCCACUGCUGUUGCCAGCGGUGACAUUGCAACCAAGGCCGCCGAUGGCCUCCCCGUCGUCGGCGCCCUCGUGCCCUUCGCCGUGCCAUUGGCCGACGAGAAGGCCAUGAAGAAGGUUAUGAAGACCAUUCGCAAGGCCGCCAAGAACAACACCCUGAAGCGUGGUGUUAAGGAGGUUGUCAAGACUCUCCGCAAGUCCCCUGCUUCCGGCCCCAGCAACACUUCUUUCCCUGGCGUCGUUGUCAUUGCUGGCGACAUCUCCCCCAUGGACGUUAUCUCUCACAUCCCCGUUCUCUGCGAGGACCACAAUGUUCCCUACAUCUUCGUCACCUCCCGUGCCGAGCUCGGUGCUGCCGCUAAGACUAAGCGACCUACCUCCGUUGUCAUGAUCACCGAGAAGCGUUCCGCCGCCGAUGCUAAGAAGGCGGAGAAGAAGUCUGCGGAUGCUGACGACGAGGAUGACGGCGAGGAUUACUCCGAGGUCUACUCUGCUCUCGUCAAGCUUGUGCAGAAGGAGACGGCGAAGCAGUCUUUCUGGUCAUAA